AUGAUUGCCCCAUCCUUCUUCCCUUUAUACAAGUUUCUUGAUAAUUUCAGCAUGGCAACUUCGACCUCGCCAACCUCGGAGCCUGCCACCACCACCCCCAGUGGUGAAACAACCAAAAACGAGCAAACCUACCCCUGCUCCUGCCACUGCGGCUCGAUAACCUUUACCGUGACCCUCUCCCCCCCGCUGGCAGAGCAGACAGUGAUGGAAUGUAACUGCUCGAUUUGUCGACGGGUUGGGUAUCUGCUUGUUUGUACGUCUCACUCCCCUCAUCCCACCCCUUUCCCCCGUCAUAGUCUGCUGAUAUCAACAGUCCCCCCCAAAGAAGCAGUCGUGUUUUCCGAAGACAGCCUCCCCCGCCUCUCCCGCUACCAGUUCAACACCAAACAAAUCGACCACCUCUUCUGCGGUAACUGCGGCUCCAGCCUGGGCAUCGACUUUCGCGAGUUUCGGCAGAAGGGGUAUGGGAUCAGCGUGAGGACGUUCAACGAUGUCGACCUGGAAGGGCUGAAGUACAAAAAGGGGGAUGGAAAGGCCAAGCUCCCUCCUUAUAGUGAUUUAUCCGGGGUGCAGUGGGCUUUGGACCACCCUGCUGGCGAGAACGAGCGGAAGGAAAAGGCUAUGUAG
Messenger RNA from Podospora anserina S mat+, 627 nucleotides. RefSeq lists its product as uncharacterized. Bases 1 to 627 code for a protein of 208 amino acids. The record is from RefSeq and is a predicted model, not a curated record. Gene Ontology annotation, molecular function: carbon-sulfur lyase activity. Lineage: Eukaryota; Fungi; Ascomycota; Sordariomycetes; Sordariales; Podosporaceae. The transcript has a single exon.